Messenger RNA from Cantharellus anzutake, 477 nucleotides. RefSeq lists its product as uncharacterized. The coding region runs from base 1 to 477 and encodes 158 amino acids. The transcript is spliced from 5 exons. NCBI's taxonomy places the organism in Eukaryota, Fungi, Basidiomycota, Agaricomycetes, Cantharellales, Hydnaceae. The record is from RefSeq and is a predicted model, not a curated record.
AUGGCAACCGUGGUGCAGGCUUUGACGCAUAUAUUGCAGAAAAUAUUGGGAAAUAUACGAAAAUCCACGAGUCUUUGCGCUUUUGUGACUAAGGGAGCGGGAGGGUUUCAUGAAUGGAUGGACACAGUUAGGUUAGCGAGGCAAGAAGCCAGCGCCGCAAUGGACACCAAACUUCGCAUCUGGUGUAAGAAGAACAACUGGUCUGUUCGAUAUGCCCGGGGGUAUAUCUCCAAGACGCGGGAAUUCAGGUAUCACGUCGAUGAACAUUUUUGUCCCAUGGAUGACCAAAGUAAGCAUCACCGCCCGUUCUUUCCCCAGACAUCGAAGACUUCGGGGGGGCUGACAAGGACUCUUAAGCCUGGGUGGAUUUUGGCAGACGUCACAUGGGGAAUCUCCGCGCCCACCACAUCGAAAGGCUACAAAAACUUGAUGAAAUCAAGGAACCACUGGUAUGAAAAACACUACCAAUACUCGUGA